This is a messenger RNA of Aspergillus sclerotioniger CBS 115572, 726 nucleotides long. RefSeq lists its product as uncharacterized. Lineage: Eukaryota; Fungi; Ascomycota; Eurotiomycetes; Eurotiales; Aspergillaceae. The record is from RefSeq and is a predicted model, not a curated record. The coding region runs from base 1 to 726 and encodes 241 amino acids. The transcript has 3 exons.
AUGCCCCCAAAACCCACCAUCGCCUUCUUCGGCGCCACCGGCGGCUCCGUCCUCUCCUGCCUAAUCCCAGCCCUCAAAGCAGGCCAUAAAUGCAACGCCCUCGUCCGCACCCCCACCAAACUCCUCACCCUCCUCACCAAACACAACAUCUCUUCCUCCCUCAUAGAACAAAACCUAACCAUAAUCCCCGGCCCCGCGACCUCCCUCCCCGCCGUCACCCAAACCCUCCUCCUCAUCAACCCCAACUCUACCCCGGAAUCUAUCCCCGUGGACCUAAUAAUAACCGGCAUCGGCGGAACCCUAAUCUUCAACCUCCCGAAUCCAUUCCCCACGCUGGACAACCCCACCGUCUGCACCGACACAAUGAGAACGAUUCUCACUGCCGCGAGAACACUCCCCCGGAAGCCUAAAUUGGUGGUUGUUACGGGUACGGGUAUACAUUAUACGAAACGUGAUGUGCCGGUGCUUAUGAUCCCGCUUUAUCAUUGGUUGCUGGGCGUGCCGCAUGCGGAUAAGAGGGUAAUGGAGGAUUUGGUGGUGGGGGAGAUGGAGAGGGAUGUGGAUGGGGAGGAUGGGAAGGGGAAAGGGAUUAGUGGGUUUUUGUUUGUGAGGGCGAGUUUGUUGGUUGAUGGGGGUUUCGAGGGGAGGAUGGGAAUGGGGAUGGGGAUGGGUUGGAGGGGUAAGGGUGGGAGGGACGGAGGAGCCGGCGGUGGGGGUUGCGGCUAG